Hibiscus syriacus is the source of this 387-nucleotide messenger RNA. RefSeq lists its product as uncharacterized. Lineage: Eukaryota; Viridiplantae; Streptophyta; Magnoliopsida; Malvales; Malvaceae. The coding region runs from base 1 to 387 and encodes 128 amino acids. Gene Ontology annotation, cellular component: mitochondrion. The record is from RefSeq and is a predicted model, not a curated record. The transcript has 2 exons.
AUGGAGAAUAGCAUGGAGUUUAAGAAGAAGAAGCAAGAGUUUUUUUCCUUUUCGAUUCAAAGCAACGAUGAAAGCCUAGAAGCGUGUGGUUCAAUUGGAUUCAAUGCGUAUUUGAGUUCCUUUGUGAAUAGGGUCGGGCAUCGACAGAUUUCUGAACUCGUUAAGUCCAAUGAAAAACGUGCAUUUCUCGUCGAUACAUUAGCUCUGGUUCGAAGUUUGGAAGCCCAAGGCGUGCCAUCGAAACAAGCGGAGGCAAUAACGGCAGCGAUCACCGAAGUUCUAAAUGGCAGUUUGGAGAAUGUAUCCCAUUCUUUUGUUUCGAAGUCAGAAAUGCAGGAAUCUGAGAUGCUUCAAGAAGCCAAUUUGUCAAAGUUAAAUCGGAAGUAA